Brassica rapa (field mustard) is the source of this 796-nucleotide messenger RNA. Its product is annotated as eukaryotic translation initiation factor 2 subunit beta. The record is from RefSeq and is a predicted model, not a curated record. Gene Ontology annotation, biological process: translational initiation; formation of translation preinitiation complex. Gene Ontology annotation, cellular component: eukaryotic translation initiation factor 2 complex. NCBI's taxonomy places the organism in Eukaryota, Viridiplantae, Streptophyta, Magnoliopsida, Brassicales, Brassicaceae. Gene Ontology annotation, molecular function: translation initiation factor binding; mRNA binding; translation initiation factor activity.
CCGCCGGCAACGAUGGAUUUACAGCAAGAGUUAGAGCAGGAGGCUUGUUGGAAACUCGAGCUGGACAAGGUUUUAGAUGUCACCAAAUUGGAUCCUUCCAAAAAGAAGAAGAAGAAGAAGAAGAGGCCGUUUAUACGGGAAGACGCUACCUACGACUCUGAGCCCGAUUAUGGCUAUGCAGAGCUCUUGAGUAGGGUCUUUGAUAUGCUUCGUGAGGAGGAGGUUUCCACAGAGAGGCCAAGAACAGUGAUGAUGCGUCGUCCCCAGCUCCUCGCACAAGGGACACAUAUAACAGUUUGUUUAGACUUUGCUCAUCUCUGCACAAUGAUGCAUAGAAAGCCAGGUCAUGUCAUAACAUUCUUACUUGGCCAAAUGGAGACAAAGGGAUGGCUCAACAAACAGCACCAGCUUGAGAUGAAGGGUUUAGUGUCUUCUCAGCAUUUCCAAGCUGUGUUUCAGAGAUACAUUGAUGCGUUCGUAAUCUGCAGCUGCUGCAAAAGUUCAGACACAGCUCUCGCGGAGGCCAAUGGCAUUUCCACUCUCAGCUGUGAGAUGUGUGGUUUGGUAGCAAUGAUCAACGAACCGAAUCCCCUGUGAAUAUGGAACUCAUCAACGUUAAGAGCCACGUGCUGGGGCAUUGUAAGAUUUAUCUUGUGAUUUUGAGAAGCAACCAGGAUAUGUUUUCUUUACAAUACUGUUUUGAAGUUACUGCCUCUUUAGAGAUGUAGGAUGGUGAAUACUGAGCAAAAUUGUGUAUUCCUUAUACAACUUCCUUAAUGAUUAGUUGCUGAGAGAA